CAGUGUGGGGUGUGUUUGAACAAGAGCCACAGAAAAAGUUAGUAGCGGAUUUUUUCUGGCGUCUGACCUGCAGCAGCAGCAUCCGUCGGCAGCAUCAUGGCAAACAAAGCACAGCAGCCUCCUCACCUGCACCUGGCCGAGGUCACCGCGUCCCAGUUCCUCGACAUUUGGAAACAUUUCGACACUGACGGUAAUGGCUACAUCGAGGGGAAGGAGCUGGAGAACUUCUUCAGGGAGUUGGAAAUGGCCCGGAGAGGAGCAGGGGUGGACCCUUCAAACCCCACAUUCAGAGAAAAGAUGAAGGAGUUCAUGCAGAAGUUCGACAAGAACAAAGAUGGACGAAUUGAGAUGUCUGAGCUGGCCCAGAUUCUCCCAACUGAAGAGAACUUCCUGCUCUGCUUCAGACAGUUUGUCAGCUCCAGUGCUGAAUUUAUGGCGGCAUGGAGGCGAUAUGAUACAGACCGCAGUGGCUACAUUGAAGCAAAUGAACUGAAGGGCUUUCUGUCAGACCUGCUGGAGAAGGCUAACAGACAUUACGAUGACCAGAAGCUCCAGGAGUACACACAGACCAUACUUAGGAUGUUUGAUCUGAAUGGAGAUGGAAAGUUGGGCCUGUCAGAGAUGGCAAGGCUCCUCCCUGUUCAGGAGAAUUUCUUACUCAAAUUCCAGGGUGUCAAGUUGACCACUGACCAGUUCAAUGCCAUCUUCACAUACUAUGACAAGGAUGGGAAUGGCUAUAUUGAUGAGCAGGAGUUGGAUGCCCUGCUACGAGACCUUUACCAGAAAAACAAGAAGGAGGUGGACGCGAAGAGCCUGACCGGCUACAAGCAGAGCAUCAUGAGCCUGUCUGACGGAGGGAAGCUCUACCGUGGCGAGCUGGAAAUUGUCCUCUGCAGGGAGCCAAUGUGACUUUUCCUCCUCUCUUGUUGUGUAUCAUCAUUCUCUCUACCUGCCCUGCUCUCCCGAGACCACACCCACAGCCAGCUGCCUGGCAACAUAUACCAGGUGCAUGUGCCAGACACCCCUUAUCCUUUCCCCAACCCUUCCUAAAGUUACAACAUCAGAACGAGUAAGUGCACUGUCAGCACGCAACGGCUCUUCCUUCUUGAAUCCCAUUUUCUGCAACCUGACCUUUCAGCCCUAACCAUGACCUGUCUGAAACCUCUACAGUAGCUUUUCACCUUCUCAGCUCUCCCUCAUGUCCUUUACUGUACCAUUCUGACCUCAUAAACGUCCCUGCCAUCCAUGCUGUGCCUGACUUGCAACUCCUGACCAAAAGCCCAAACCAGUUAUUCCACAGAAAUGACCUUUUGACCUGUUUAAACCCCCCUGAACCUUGACCCCGGCUUCAAUGACCCCUCCAUUCCCUUGCUCUUUAAACUUUGCAUUAGAUACAAUAUAUAGUCAAACAAAACUGCAGACAGCUGUGUUUGAAUUGAUCUAAUUAUAGUCUGUGAUGGAAUUGGCAUUGAUUUUUCCACCUUUGUUUGUCCUGAAGCCCUCUUGUUCCAUUGCCAUGAUAUGAUUUUCAUUUUCAAUGUUUUUGGCUGAUACUGUCAAUUGAAAAUAUUAAUAAAAUGUCUUAAGAUAAAAUCAGUUCUGACA
This is a messenger RNA of Epinephelus moara (kelp grouper), 1605 nucleotides long. RefSeq names its product calbindin 2a (gene calb2a). The record is from RefSeq and is a predicted model, not a curated record. The transcript is spliced from 11 exons. Gene Ontology annotation, cellular component: terminal bouton; cytosol; dendrite. Gene Ontology annotation, molecular function: calcium ion binding. The coding region runs from base 97 to 909 and encodes 270 amino acids. NCBI's taxonomy places the organism in Eukaryota, Metazoa, Chordata, Actinopteri, Perciformes, Serranidae. Gene Ontology annotation, biological process: regulation of long-term synaptic potentiation; regulation of presynaptic cytosolic calcium ion concentration.